Messenger RNA from Gregarina niphandrodes, 606 nucleotides. RefSeq lists its product as hypothetical. The coding region runs from base 1 to 606 and encodes 201 amino acids. The transcript has a single exon. Lineage: Eukaryota; Apicomplexa; Conoidasida; Eugregarinorida; Gregarinidae. The record is from RefSeq and is a predicted model, not a curated record.
AUGCAAGAGAGUAUAGAAGGUGGGUCGUCGUCCUCGUCUUCAGCGGUCAUGAUGCCUGGCGGUGCUUUGCGUUUAUUGUUGUGGGGUGACGUGGAAGGUUCGUUCAAUUUGUUUCAGGAGAGUUUGAAUCGUGCUGUUGUGAAGUUUGGUUCAUUUGAUGCGUGCAUUUGCGUGGGCAAUUUCUUUGGACACGUGUCCUCUACGAAGUACGCCGUGGAGCAUAUUUCGAUUCUUGAACGUGUUCGGACGCUUCUUCCUGAACAACUCGCUGUAAGCCAAGUCUUCAUCUUUGACCAACCUACUACCCAGGAUAGUCUGGGUGGGGAAUUACAACAGAAAUACCCUAGCGAUCUCACUCCUCUUACGGACCAUUUCACUCUUCUCCCUGCCCGCGGCUGCUCUGUCAUCCUCGACAACCUACGAAUCGCCACCUGCGCCCACCCACCUCAUUUCGCGCCUGACGUAAACCGUCUUGCAAAUCAAACAAAUCCUCCGAGCGACUGGACAGUCGUCGACCUCUGUCUUGUCAGCGCCUGGCCAGAAAAUAUCCAGGCCGGACUCACCGGCGAGGAACUCCUCACUCUACAAUCAAACUGCGCCCUGUAA